This is a messenger RNA of Henningerozyma blattae CBS 6284, 1071 nucleotides long. Its product is annotated as putative peptide hydrolase. NCBI's taxonomy places the organism in Eukaryota, Fungi, Ascomycota, Saccharomycetes, Saccharomycetales, Saccharomycetaceae. The transcript has a single exon. Gene Ontology annotation, molecular function: single-stranded DNA binding. Bases 1 to 1071 code for a protein of 356 amino acids. The record is from RefSeq and is a predicted model, not a curated record. Gene Ontology annotation, biological process: DNA damage response.
AUGUGUGGACGUUUUGCAUUAGAAUACUCUACGGAGGAAUUAUUUGAGCAGUUAAAUACCAUGCACAUACCGACUCAAGAAAGAGAUUCUGAAAAUGUAUCUAAUGAUACUACGAAUAUUUCUACCGAAAAUAAUUCUACAUCACCUCAGAUAACUAAUAAAUCAAAUAUGCAGUCGUUUGCAAAUGGCUAUACCUUUCAGCCUUCAUAUAAUGUAUCCCCAACAAAUAUGUCUGCAGUGUAUCACCAUAAAACUGUGAAGUAUAUGAAAUGGGGUUUAAUCCCUUAUUGGUCUAAAGAUCCAAGCAACUUCAAAUCUUAUAGCACAUUCAAUGCUAGGGUGGAAAGUCUUCUAGAAAGUAAGAUGUGGAGCCAAUGUUGUAAAAAAAAAAGAUGUGUGAUUCCAAUCAGUGGCUAUUAUGAAUGGAAGACAGCCAAUAAGACUAAAACACCAUUCUACAUUACAAAUACAGGCAAAAAUUUAUUAUUUCUUGCUGGAAUGUAUGAUUAUAUUGAGGAUUUACAUCUAUAUACAUUUACUAUCGUUACCUCCAAGGCUCCCAAGGAGUUAGCAUGGCUUCAUGAACGAAUGCCAGUCAUUCUAGAACCAAAUACUGAGGAGUGGAAUACUUGGUUGGACAAAAAGAAAAUUACGUGGAGUAAGGGUGAAUUAACUGAAUGUCUAACAGCUAGGUUUAAUGAAAAUCUGUUAGAAUGUUAUCAAGUUUCUAAAGAUGUGGGAAAAACUACUAAUAAUGGAUCCUAUUUGAUAAAGCCAAUUCUGAAACAAGACAUAUCAAAAUUUAUAUUAAAACAAGAGAAAAAAGUUGGAAAAGGUUAUAAUGGUAUUAAGAAAGAAAUGAAACAGGAAGAUAAUAAUGAUAUACCAUAUGGAUAUAAGGCCAACAAUCCAAAUAUUGAGGCGUCAUGUCAGGUUCCGACGAAACAAAAUAUUAAAAAAGAAGUAUCCAAUGGGGAAUUUGAACCUAAAUAUGAUAAGAAAACAAAGAAGAGAUCUAUUUUAGAUAUGUUGGCAGCUCAGCCAAGAAAAGUAGCUAAAAAAGGAAAUUAG